Messenger RNA from Helobdella robusta, 249 nucleotides. RefSeq lists its product as hypothetical. The record is from RefSeq and is a predicted model, not a curated record. Gene Ontology annotation, cellular component: nucleus. NCBI's taxonomy places the organism in Eukaryota, Metazoa, Annelida, Clitellata, Rhynchobdellida, Glossiphoniidae. Gene Ontology annotation, molecular function: RNA polymerase II cis-regulatory region sequence-specific DNA binding; DNA-binding transcription factor activity, RNA polymerase II-specific. Gene Ontology annotation, biological process: regulation of transcription by RNA polymerase II. The annotation marks the transcript as partial. The transcript has a single exon.
AUGACGUCCAACGCAUUUAAGACUCCGAAGAUCAAAAGACCUAUGAACGCCUUCAUGCUCUACAGGAAAGACGAAUCAGUCCAGUAUUGUAAGACUUUCGCAAAUAUAUUAGAAAUGAACGCUGAACUGGGUAAGAAAUGGAAAAAUGAACCACAAGAUGUAAAAGAUCGUUAUUUUAAAUUAGCCGAAUUAGAAAAACAACAACACAAACAACAGAAUCCAGAUUAUAAGUUUCGACCAAAUCGAAAA